Triplophysa dalaica is the source of this 5155-nucleotide messenger RNA. It is a transcript of the gene fshr, whose product is annotated as follicle stimulating hormone receptor. Gene Ontology annotation, biological process: male gonad development; follicle-stimulating hormone signaling pathway. NCBI's taxonomy places the organism in Eukaryota, Metazoa, Chordata, Actinopteri, Cypriniformes, Nemacheilidae. The coding region runs from base 2593 to 4458 and encodes 621 amino acids. The record is from RefSeq and is a predicted model, not a curated record. Gene Ontology annotation, molecular function: protein binding; follicle-stimulating hormone receptor activity; thyroid-stimulating hormone receptor activity. The transcript is spliced from 10 exons. Gene Ontology annotation, cellular component: membrane.
GUCUGGUCCACCGCACACACAGAGGGCGUAGAUGCUGGAUACCAUCACUGCUCCUUCAAUGGCACGACUCGCUAUUACUUAUGUCUUGGUAACAAGGUCCAUGAGGUGCCAAGAAGCAUUCCGAAAAAUACCACAUUUGUCAGGCUAAUCUUGGAUUGUUUCUGUUGUGAACCAGCUGCCAGUCAGUUUGGAUAAAGUUGCCCGGCUGAAUGUGUCUGAAGAUGCCCACGUGCUGUAUCACCCUGCUGGGUUUCUCUGCUCUGAUCUUCUGCACAUCUGUCUACGCUUUAGAAUCAGUUAAGCUUCUUGUAUCGCUCCUUUUUAAAAGGAGCACGAAAAGUUUUGCAACUUGUGUGUCUUAGUUUGCCAGAUUUUUUCUCUGAGCAUAUCAGAAACUGACAGUGAAUUGUUCAGGCUCUGUGUGUUUUUUCUUUUUAUAAGAUCAGUAACUGCACAUGGCUGAAAGCUAAAGCGUGUAAUUUCUGCACCCAUUUGCGAUAAACACCUCCAGUCUGCCAUCGCUCAGAAACAGCAGCCCCAUUCUAAAUUGAUUUUACAGUAUAUGUGACCCUGGACAACAAAACCAGUCUUAUGGGUCAAUUUUUCUAAAUUGAGAAUCUUACAUAAUCUCAAAGCUGAAUAAAUAAGCUUUCUAUUGAUGUAUGAGUUGUUAAAAUAGGACAAUAUCUGGCUGAGAUACAAUCGUUUAAAACUCAGGAAUCUGAGUGUGCAAAAAAAUGAAAAUAUUAAGAAAAUUGCCAUUGAAGUUGUUAUUCAGGGGCACUGUGGCAGGCCAUCCACUCAAAAAAAUAAAGUUUUUCAAUAUUUAGGGUAGGAAAUUUACGAAAUAUCUUAAUGGAACAUGAUCUUUACUUGAUAUCCUAAUGAUUUUUGGCAUAAAAUAAUAAUACAUCAUUUUGACCCAUACAAUGUAUUUUUGUCUUUUACUAAAAAUGUUCCCGUGCUACUUAAGACUAGUUUUGUGAUCCAGGGUCAAUUAUAUUAAGAGACUGAGAAGCAAUGUUGAAAGCAACCCAAACCUUUAUGCAAAAAAUAUACAGCUGUUGUCUUUCUGAAACCUUGUAUCUCCAAAUUAAUAUUUUACAUUUUUUGCCAUAAAUCAUUAUUUUUAGUCACCCCCUAUGUUUGUCACUGUAUUUUGCAUAACUCAAACCAAUAAAAAGUAUUAAAAAGUGCUUGUAAACUGCACAGUAUUCAAUCAUCAAAAAGUGUUUUCCAUUUCCCGUAAAAUAGUGAAUUUGUAAAUAUUAAAUAUUAACUGUCAACAUAUUAAAGGGUUUAGUAUAUAUUUGAAAAUAUUUUGAAUAAUAUAUUGUAAAUAAAUUCCUAUAUACUGAAUAAAACAUUAAGAAUUAUAGCAGCUAUUUCAUGACAAAUAACUUCCCAAUUCCCAUAUAUUUUUGUUUCGCAUGGGCAGCUUUUUCAGCUUUUUCACACAUUGAGGUAAUUGUCUUACAAAAUCAUUUGUUGACAGUUGUUUCUGCAUAUUCAAAUUAUACAGUCAACUUAUUAUUAUUUCUUGUUUAUUUUUUUCUCAUAUUGCUCUGAAUUUCAAGUGAAAUCUGCAGUGGCCCAAAACAAUUUCUUACAUAUAAGGUACAAAAAACCCAAAUCCUUCAUUGAUUUCUAACAUGAAAGCAGUUCAGCAUGAUUCUUCUUAUUCAGUACACGCUAUACAGGGAAGAAAAGAGAUGAGAGGGAGAACGGUGGAAAAGAAGAUAGAUAGAAACCGAUAGAAGGGUUGGUGUGAGAGAAAAAUAAAUGAAAUGUAACUAAUCAAAAUAAUCAAAACCAUCCCAGUCAGACUGUGACGUACUUAAUAAAGACGUAGUCAAAAAAAACAGAUCUUCAUGUGUCUUCUAUUUCUGUAUCACUUGUAACAGUGCCCCAUUUAAUGUACUGUAUGUUUUAAAAGGUGAAUUAUGAUCAGCAUCCUUAGUGUGAAGGAGUAAAUUUGGUCUCUAAAAACUACAGAAAUGUACAUCCACAAAGAGACACACAGACAAUAAUAGAAGAGCGGAAUGAGAAAUGAACAUAAACAGCCUGUUAACAAGCAGCUGAAUGUAAAUGAUCUGAGUAACUGUGUUUCCAAUCUUUAUAACAAGACGCCACAUCGAAACAUUACUUUAAAUUGUGUCUCAUUCCUUACCUUCUAAAUUCAUGGCAUUAAGGAAAUGGAAACUGUGUGACAAUUCACAAAGAAUACAGGCAAGACACAUUAUUGAAUACAACCCAGUGUUAAUCUGCUUGGAUGCAGAACUAUUUGGAGAUCAUACUUAAAGAUUAAAAAUACCUGAUACGAUGACAAACAUUAAUAAAAAAUGCAUUUCACAGAUGCCUUAAUAAAAAGCAAUUUUUUUGUUUAUUCCAGGUAUAUAUUUUCACACUUUGUGUGUUGCCCGGGAAUCACACCUACAGUGUUGGCGUAGCAAGCGCCACACUCUACCAAAUGAGCUGUAAAACUCAGACCUGAGCUAAAUUUGAAACGGCUAUGCCAGCUUUUAUGUGUGCCGGUUUAUAACUUCCCAUUCAGCCCUGAAUAGGCUGUGAUAUUUAUAGUUGACAAAUGUGAUGGUGAAUCACAAUCUUUUCUGUCUAAUUUUGAGCAGGGAGAUCAAGCUGACUCAGAUCAGUGUGUUUCGACGGGCAGUCUUCACUGAACUACAUGAGCUGAAGAGAAUAGUGGUGUCAGAGAACGGCGUUGUUGAACGAAUUGAAGCCUUUGCCUUUUCUAAUCUCACAGAGCUACAGGAAAUAACUAUUACAAAAUCGAAAAAUCUUGUCAUUCACAAAGACGCCUUCUGGAGACUCCCAAAGCUACGGUAUCUGACUAUAUCAAACACUGGUCUUAAAAUCCUUCCUGAUUUCUCCAAAAUCAACUCCGCCGCUCCUGAAUUUCUGUUUGAUCUACAAGAUAACAUGCACAUAGAGAGGAUCCCCAGUAACGCCUUCCUAGGACUGACCAAUGCAACCAUUACCGAACUGAGAUUAACAAAGAACGGGAUACGCGAGAUAGACGGUUAUGCAUUCAAUGGUACCAAAAUUGAAAAACUCUUUCUCAUGGGAAACCAGCAGCUGAGUCGUAUCCACAGUUACGCCUUUAUUGGAGCUGAAGGCCCCAUCGUUUUAGAUAUCUCACGUACAUCCAUCCACACUCUCCCAGAGAGCAUGCUGAGGUCCCUCAAGCUCCUGACCGCCAUCUCUGUCUACUCUCUGAGGAGGCUUCCCAGCCUGGAGCUGUUCUCUGAGCUGACGCAGGCCAACCUGACCUACCCCAGCCACUGCUGUGCCUUCAAAAACUUUAAGAAGCACAAGUCUGUAAAAAAUCAAAUGUGUGAUGACCCCGGUGCUCUCCGACUGGAACCUUAUUUUUAUGAAGACUACUGUAAAGACGUAAUAGAGGUCACCUGUUACCCUAAACCAGAUGCCUUCAACCCUUGCGAGGACAUCAUGGGCUUCACCUUCCUACGUGUUCUUAUCUGGUUCAUCAGCGUGCUGGCCAUCGUGGGCAACUGUGUCGUUCUCCUGGUUCUCCUCACAAGCCGCUACAAACUGACCGUUCCCAGAUUUCUAAUGUGCCACUUGGCUUUCGCAGACCUCUGCAUGGGGGUCUACCUGUUGCUGAUCGCUGCCGUGGACAUUCACACGCAGUCCCGUUACUAUAACUAUGGUAUCGACUGGCAGACGGGAGCAGGGUGCCACGUGGCGGGAUUCUUCACGGUGUUCUCCAGUCAGCUGUCUGUUUACACGCUGACAGCCAUCACACUGGAGCGCUGGCACACCAUCACUUACGCCAUGCAGCUGGAACGCCAACUGCACCUUGGCCACGCCUGCGCAAUAAUGGCAGCGGGCUGGCUUUUUGCAUUGCUGACCGCUCUGAUGCCCAUGUUGGGAGUGAGCAGCUACAGGAAGACCAGCAUCUGCCUGCCCAUGGACGUGGAGACGGGUCUCUCCCAAGGUUUCGUGAUUCUGUUGUUGCUGCUCAACGUUGCUGCUUUUCUUGUCGUGUGCAUCUGUUACCUUCGCAUUUACUUUACCGUCCGCAACCCAGCCUUCGUCCCGGCCAACGCAGACAUGCGCAUUGCCAAGCGCAUGGCCGUGCUCAUUUUCACAGACUUUUUGUGCAUGGCGCCCAUCUCAUUUUUCGCCAUUUCUGCUGCCUUAAAACUACCACUCAUCACCGUCUCUCAUGCCAAAGUCUUACUGGUGCUGUUUUACCCCAUAAACUCCUGCUCCAAUCCGUUUCUCUAUGCGUUCUUCACCAAAACAUUCAAGAAGGAUUUCUUCAUUCUCACCAGCAGGUUUGGCUGCUUUAAGACUCGUGCCCACAUUUACCGCACUGAGAUCUCGUCGGGUCAAAACGGAGCAGCGGCGCCUUCGCCAAAGACCAGUGACGGAGCGCUUUAUUCCCUGGUGCACAUCGCUCAAGUGCACUAACCACCAGUUUUGUCUGGCAUAAGUCAGGUGUGGCCAGUUGAUGAUAUGCUGCUUGGACCAAGUGAGGAAAAAUAAGGAACAUAGUAAAUCCUACUCUGUACACAGUUUGGUUGAAAAUUUCUGCUGGGUGAAAAAGUGCAAAGGCAUUUCGGCCCAAUGUAAAUGAUGUUGUGAUAUUACUUUGCCUGACUUUUAACAGAUUCAGAUCUCAGAUGUACAAUACUUACACCAUUCAAAAGAUGCUGCUUGAUUGAUCUUUGACUGGGCAUUUAUGCAUUCGUGUAGAAAAUAUAUGAAUAAUUGUGUAUAUCUGCAAAUAUCUGCAAAAACAAGCAUGUACCAUUAUGUGUUGUGAAAUGAUUUCAUUCUGUCAGUAUAGAACCCUUUGCAAGAAACACCGGUCCAGAAGCGCUGCACAUUGUUAUAAAUCUACCUUUUAUAUAAAUAAUAAUAAUAUAACAUUUUGAUUCCGUUAUGAAUGUUCUGUUGGUUAUAUUAUGUUCAAUACUGAAACGGGAAGUUCUUCUGGACCAGCGUUUUCUGAAAUGGUCUAUAUUGUGCCCUAUUUUAACAGAUUUUUUUAUGUAUAGCUGCCUUCUAAAGAAUAGAAUAGCGGAAAAGUUUUGUAGUAAAUUUAUGUCUUUAAAUAAAAACAGACAACAUUUAAUAAAUCACUUCAAGUAAUGUUUUUAAAUGA